ACAAAGAAAAGCUAUACCCCCUCCCCAUCUCCUUGCCGAGCCCCACAGCCCCUCGCUCCGUGCAUCUUCUUCCUCCUCGCGCGAGCGCCGCCACUCAUGCCGCUGCCGAGCGCCCGAGCCCCCUUCGUCUUCCUCCUCGCUCGAGCGCCUCCACCGCAGGUUGAUCUGGUCUGAUUAUCCUCUGUGGUCUACUUCUGUUAAGCAAUGUUUUACUGCACUCACUGUGCUGAUUAUUGCCCAUACAUAAAGGAUCCUGACAAAGGAUAUAUAUGCUGUGGAACUUGUGGGAAGGUUCUUGAUCAGGACAUUUACGACACUGAGCCCACUUUUGUCAAGGACGGCUUAGGGCAGGAGAAGUACAUUCAGGAUCUUCUUGCUCGUGCUGGUCUUACUGAUGAGCGCACUGUUGAGACUCCGAUGGAGCUCAAUGUUCAUCUUCGUGCUUCUGUUGGUUUACUUGGAAAAAGGGACAAUGCCGUCUCGGACACAGCCUUACGCAUUGUAGCUAGCAUGAAGCGAGACUGGAUGCAGACUGGGAGAAAGCCAAGUGGAUUAUGUGGUGCAGCAUUAUAUAUCGCUGCACUUUCGCACGGGUAUAAUUAUACUAAGUCAGAUAUUGUUGCAGUUGUGCAUAUCUGUGAGGCAACGCUAACUAAACGUUUGAUAGAGUUUGAAAAUACGGAUUCUGGUAGCCUAACGAUUGAAGAUGUUUUGGCAAAGGCUGAUGAAGAGCAACCUGUCUCAAAACCUUCACGCAAGUCUGGAGAAGUCCUCUGCAAGCACAAGGAUAAAGACAUUGAGCAUUUUGCUCAUGGACUUUGUGAAAAAUGCUACAACAAAUUUAUUAAAAUGUCGGGUGGAUUAGAGGGCGGGGCUGAUCCUCCAGCUUUUCAACGAGCUGAAAGACAAAGACUCGAAGCUGCGAAAAAAUCCGAGGAAGCUGCUGCACUCAAGGAGGCAGCAUUAGGAGAGUCGAAUUGUGAGAUACAGAAUUCUGAUGUUGAAGAUAACAUAAUUAGCCCUAAGAAGGGGGCAAUUGGAGAUAAAUCUUUGACCAUUCCUUCUGAGCAAAAUGCAAAUGAUAACAUAGCUUCGAAAGAUCCUGAAGUGGGAGGUGAAAACAGUAAACCUGAUGCUGAUCCAGAGAGUUUUUCUGAUAUUGAUGAUGUGGAGGUUGACGGGUAUCUUCACAACGAGGAAGAGACACAUUACAAAAAGAUAAUCUGGGAAGAAAUGAACAAAGAAUACAUAGAGGAACAAGCUGCAAAGGAAGCUUUGGCAGCUGAAUUAGCAGCUAGGGGUGUGGGCAUGGGAGGGGGACAACAGAAAAAACGAAGACGUAAUGAAGACACUAAGAACUUGUCACCUGCUGAAACACCAGCUGAAGCAACAUACAAUAUGUUGAAACGAAAGGGACUUGGGUCAAAAAUCAACGUUGAAGCAGUCGGUGGAUUGUACAAUACUAAAGAUGAAGAAGGCGAGGCAAAUGAAAAAGGAGACAUGGGCUUUGAUGGGGAAUAUACACAGGACAUUGGUGAUGGCGAAACAUUUGAAGGGGGCGACGACUAUGCAGAUUACAACAAUGAUGGUGAAGGUGGUGCUGGAGCCUAUACUGAUUAUGAUGAGUUUGGUUUCUAAUAGCAAAAUUCUGAGUGGCAAGCUCAACAAAAUUUAUUUAGAGUUUCAGUUGACUCAAAAAUCCUAUUUUAUCCAAAAGCUGGAAGAAAUGAUUGCAAUAUUCUUCAUUUGUACAAGAAGAUAUUUCAGUAUUUUUGAACUUCUAAAACAAAUGAGGUUUCGUUAAGAUAGACCGAAUUCAUAGUCAAGUCUAUCAGUGUAUGAUUGAAAGAAAUAUCAGUGUGAUCUUAACUACGAAUCUUCUACUCAGGCCUCA
Brachypodium distachyon (stiff brome) is the source of this 1894-nucleotide messenger RNA. Its product is annotated as transcription factor IIIB 90 kDa subunit. Gene Ontology annotation, cellular component: transcription preinitiation complex; nucleus; transcription factor TFIIIB complex. NCBI's taxonomy places the organism in Eukaryota, Viridiplantae, Streptophyta, Magnoliopsida, Poales, Poaceae. Gene Ontology annotation, molecular function: RNA polymerase III general transcription initiation factor activity; RNA polymerase III type 3 promoter sequence-specific DNA binding; TBP-class protein binding. The transcript is spliced from 16 exons. The coding region runs from base 205 to 1638 and encodes 477 amino acids. The record is from RefSeq and is a predicted model, not a curated record. Gene Ontology annotation, biological process: transcription preinitiation complex assembly; DNA-templated transcription initiation; transcription by RNA polymerase III.